Molecule: messenger RNA, 624 nt
Organism: Angiostrongylus costaricensis
Lineage: Eukaryota; Metazoa; Nematoda; Chromadorea; Rhabditida; Metastrongylidae
Source: the annotation of a GenBank genome assembly
CGCCCACCGCCGAACCAAGGAGGAUUCCAUCCGCAGGGCGGAUAUAAUCCACAGGGUGGCUUUCAUCCACAGGGAGGUUUUCAUCCCAAUCAAGGAGGUUUCCGUGGGGGUACAGGAAUUGGUUCUCAAGCUAGCAGUGGCACAUUCAAGAAGGCACUCAUCGGAGGAGCACUUGGUGCAGUUGGAGGUUUGGUGGCUUUCGAAGCCGGAAAGGCGAUCAUCCAGUCGGCGACGAGGCCGUUCAACUAUGGUGGACAUGACUACUACUGGGAUAACCACUAUCAGCCGAAGGGCAACGAAAUCCUCUGCUCGAUGCCGCUCAGCCAGCUACAGCAGGUCGAACCGGCAACUGCCGUUGAGACGGCCACCGCCACGGCACCGCAGUCAGAUCAAGUUCUCAACAGCUUGCAAUUUGCCGACGGAACUCGUCCAAAGCAGAUCACAUGGGCAUGUCGUAGAGGUGUGGAGGUCUGCUGUGGCACCGAUUGUUGUCCUGCACCGAGCAACUCAGCGAGUGGCGGAGGAUCUGGAGUGGGCGGAAUUGCACGGAACAUGGCAGGGUUCGCCAUCGGGUUAGAGAUGUGCUUCAUAUAUUUCUCUUUCAUUCUGCGUGGGCUAUAUUGA